CCAUUCCAAAGCAGACACAGAAGUCAGAUUACAAGAGAAGGCAUUGAUAUACUGCAUUGUUUCCACAGCUGGUCUAAUGAGCUGACCUCAGAACUUUUGGCCUUGUCCAUACCAUUCUCUGUCUGUCAGAGUUUUAAUCACCACCUACAACUUAAUUUCAAACCAGAAUUUGCAUUCCAGAUUGUGGCUUUCACUUAGUAGUGAUCUCUCAGAGCCUGGGAAAAACAUGUAGGCAGAACAGUCCAGACUGCAUGGUUAAAAUGAAGAAGGAAAUCUAAUUCUCAUAUGUCAAUCACAGGCUUUGCUAAGCUUACAUCUCCACUUCAAACAAACAAAUAAAGUUCUGCUGUAUGCUGAUUGACAAGGCAAAGGGACAUGCAGUUCAGGCAGCUACCACACAGAAUAAUCUCCUAUUCCAGAGGAGGAUGUAGUUCCUUUCAAGGUGCUGGGGAAGAAAUUGCAGUGGUACAGCCAAAGACAUGGAAAUGCGUUUUGGUUAUAUCUGCAAUGACAUAAAGAAGCAAUCUUUGAGCCCAGACCUGCAUCGGUUACCUACAUCCAUAAAAGCUAAGCAGUCAUCUAACCAUCCUCUAACUAAAUCUGUCUACACUGAUGGAACUCAUUCAAUCCCUCUUAGUCCAAUCGUGAAAAGAAAAAUUCAGGUUCAUUCCUUCAAUAAUACUGUCAGUCACUUUCCUACUAAUACUCACCAAGCAGGUGGUUUGAACACCAUGUCUCAAAUUCCAGUUUUUAAAAGCAAGAUAACAUCAAGUUGUAGAGUCAAAUUUAAAGAUCAUAAAGAGUCAGACAACGUUAAACAUGAUCUGAUAUCUUCAGGCUCUGAUAUUUUCAAAACCACUUCAAAGCAUAUUGCAUCUUCAGCCCAUAACUUAAAUAACAGUACAGCAUUUCUGCAACAUAAAACAAAGUUCAAUUCCUUUUCAGCUGCAGAGGUGGAAAAUCAGCAUCCUAGCUUGAUCCCUUCCAUAAGGCAAUACCCAAGUUCUUAUCUACCGAAAAAACAGCUUUCCACCAUUAAGGUCAUAAGAAAUGAAGAAUAUGAGAACCAGAAAAAAACUGAUUUCACGGUUAUUACACAACAACCUAUCACAACUUCUCUAGUUUCAAAUCUAAGCCAUGAAUUUCAGGAAAGGCCAACAACAGCCAAUACUGAGUCCUUCACUGAAAAUACUCAGGAUGCUGAUAACCAAAAUGGUUCAGUAACUCAAACCAAAACACAAGAACCUAAUGAAGUCCCAUACUUGUUACAAGGAUGUCCAUCUCCUCACCACUGUCUUAUGACAUUUUCAACUGCAGUUCUAAGUUCUGCAUCAGCUAUUCCACCUGAAUCUCAAAUUCAAUCAGAGGGAACAGAAAAUAAAGUACCAGAGACAUUACUUAAUGGCAAUGAAAUGGCAUUUAACAAGAAUGAAGAUAGCACAUUAAAUCAAGCCACAUUUGUGAAUAGUGUAGAGUUGUACUGGACUCCAGCAUCUUCAGGUGACCUUCUGUGUUAUGACAAUGACAUUUCCAGAGCAGAAAGGCAUCAUGGCAGCUCCUCACUGUUGGCAUUCCAGAGCUCGGACAAACCAGUCCCCAUGACAACAGAUACCAGCUGGGUGCGAGGAUCGGCAGAAAACAGCAAAUCAGAUUCGGCUAUGUCGGAGAUGGUGCCAGAGACCAGGCCCAAACCGACAGUGCCUAUGAAGCCCAUGAGCAUGGGCUCUCACCUUUUGGGUUAUGUUGGCAUCGACACCAUCAUUGAUCAGAUGCGCAGGAAGACCAUGAAGACAGGCUUUGACUUCAACAUCAUGGUUGUAGGUCAGAGUGGGUUGGGCAAAUCUACACUAGUGAACACUCUCUUCAAGUCUCAAGUUAGUAGAAAGUCAUCAGGCUGGAAUCGAGAUGAUAAAAUCCCUAAAACAGUAGACAUCAAAGCUGUCACCCACGUUAUCGAAGAGGGUGGUGUAAAAAUGAAGCUGACCGUGAUCGACACUCCUGGCUUUGGGGACCAAAUCAAUAACGAAAACUGCUGGGAACCUAUUGAGAAAUACAUCAAUGAGCAGUAUGAGAAGUUCCUGAAGGAAGAAGUAAACAUUGCCAGGAAAAAGAGAAUUCCUGACACCCGGGUUCACUGCUGCCUCUACUUCAUAUCACCCACUGGACACUCAUUACGGCCCCUGGAUAUUGAAUUUAUGAAGCAUCUAAAUAAAGUAGUUAAUAUCAUUCCAGUCAUUGCUAAAGCAGACACUAUGACACCAGAAGAGAAGAUAGAAUUCAAGCAAAGAGUGCGCAAAGAGCUGGAGAUAAAUGGGAUAGAAUUCUACCCUCAGAAAGAAUUUGAUGAGGACAUGGAAGAUAAAACAGAACAUGACAAGAUAAGACAGGAAUGCAUGCCAUUUGCAGUGGUAGGCAGUGACAAGGAAUACCAAGUGAAUGGAAAACGGGUCCUGGGUCGAAAGACUCCCUGGGGAAUCAUUGAAGUUGAAAACAUCGCACACUGUGAAUUUGCCCUUUUGCGAGACUUUGUAAUCAGGACCCACCUUCAAGACUUAAAGGAAGUGACCCAUAAUAUCCACUAUGAAACGUACAGGGCCAAGAGGCUGAAUGACAAUGGAGGACUCCCACCUGUAAGCACAGACACAGAAGAAUCACAUGACAGCAACCUGUGAAUAAUUCUAUUUCAUAUUCUCUUUACUAGGCCUGUACAACUUUUAUGCACCUGACUUUUAUGAACCUUCCCCAGUACUUCCACCUUUUUGUACUGGACAGUUUUCUCUCAGUAUUAAUGUGAUCAUCUGAGUUCAAAUUGUACAGUUUUUUAAGGUGUAACUAAAUAUUUUCCGGUAGUAAAAAUGAUCAAAACUAGGACCACUAACUAAUAAUUCUCUUACUGUUUGGAACCUUAGUAUUGUUCAUUUUAUGGAAAAGUCUUGAAUUAUUACUAUUUAACUGGAUUAUUAUUUUAACUGUGUUGGUGUAUAUACAAUGUUAAUAAUUUAACACAUUUUCAUUUAAAGUCUUUAUCUUGUUGCUUUAUUUUGUACUUUAAUCAACUGUCUUUCCCAAUCUCUACCCUUCACUCCAGUCUCUUAAUUAUUAAAUGUUUUCAGACAUACAAACAUGAACCUGCAGAGAAUUUCUAAUUCAAGGAGCAGCUUCCUAAACAGAGAUUAAGUAGAAAGUAUUAUAAAGCCAUUAGCAAACGGCAUCUAGGCUGUGUUUUGGUGGCCAUUCUAAGAAUAAGAACAUGGCUUUUCUGAUGCUUGGAGAGUCACAAUGGUGGACUCUUUUUUUAUAGUCUUGUAACAAAGACAGGACAUCUGCUGACCAUUGUAUUAAGCAGUUUUCAUACAUGCUUUGUGUUUAAUACUGUGAAAAUGUUGUGAUGUCUGAAGUGUAAGAAGUGAGACAUGAAGAAGUGAGACAUGAAGCCUCCUGUGACACUUUUUUUAAUGUUGGUCUGUCACAUGUACUCGUCUAUGAGGCUGAAUUCCAGCUUAGGAAUGCAGCAGUUGGACUUUGCACCAAAAAGACAUUGAAUCUUAGUGAAUGAAUCAUUUUCUUAACAAGAAAUGUAACAAAUACUGUUAGCUCAUUAAUACGUUUGAAAAUGUCACAUGGAUAUCUUAGUGCACUUGUCUGGGUGCAGAGAAUGUUAGCAAUGCAGAUAAACAUUUUGUUUUUGAUCUUUGAUAAUACCUGUAUCCAUCUUUUACUUAACCAAACCAGGAAAGAGCAUGGCUACUUGUUUAUUUCUAUUACUCAAUCAAAACAAAAGAAUUCUGUGCCACACUACAUUUAAAUCCUGAAGAAGGCCACAGAUGACCACUGCUGAGACUGGUAAUGCAAGAAUAUGUCUGAUCUAGUUUCAUGCAGAUAUUAUGGCAUUAUGGUCUCAAUGUGUUUGUCACUGCUGUCCACUGUUGUUGUACAAAAACUGUAAGCACCUAUAUUUUCUUGCCUACACUGACUGCCUGAGUGUAUCACACAAAACAUCAGAACCCAGUAAAAAAACUCAGUGAUAUAAAUACAAAUGUGUAUUUACACUUAUAAGUGUAAAGUAUUAUUGGGCAUGCUAUUGUCCUACUGAAUUUUACAAGAACUGCCGUUCGAUUUUGUCACAGAUUCAAAAAAUGCACAACCCUGUAAAAAUACCUUCCUGCCAAUGCAAUGUACUUCCACUUUUAUGUCAGGGAAUGUGAAAUUAUUGGUUCUGAGCAGCAUUAACUAUACCCAAAGUCUGUACUCUUCAAGUCCCAGGUAGAAACUUACAAUGUUAUAAUAAAAUAGAAACAGUCACUGUUACUUAUAAAUAAAACUCUCAGUAAAAGCCUGCCUACUGCAUGAGGAUAGAAAUGAGUAAAUGUAACUAAUGUUCAUUUCUUUGACUUAAAAUUGCUCAAACUCAAGUAAAACUUCUAUAUUUUAAACAGAUUAGUUUUCCAGUGAAAAUAUAAACAGUGGCAUUUUCUCCUACAGGAAGAGAAUCAUUUUAUCCCUCAUGAGCAAGGUUUGCUCCUCACUCUUAACACACCGUUUAUAUAAACUAGCAAAUGAAUAGCGCACCUCAUGGAUAAUAACUGUUUUGUUUCCACACAAGAGUGAGAUUGAAAGAUUAAUUUAGCAAAGGGUAGUACUUCUGGCAAAGAUUUCCUGAGGCAACCCUUCUUUGAAAGUUAUGUUUCAACAAAGUGUUCAUGUCCUGAGUACUCGGACAUUGGAAAUGAAAAGAAGUACCUCAGUAAAUAUUAUUCUGAUAGUUUCAAUGCAGUGACUGUAUAACCUCUAAAACAAACAUUACAGUUUGUAAUUAGGUAUCUGCAUCAUCCAGUCUGACAUAUUCACUUUAUAAAAAGAUAAAAACAAGUUUCACAAUAUACAGAGAUAAUUUUUUUUUCUAUCAGCCAUGCUGUCGUGUAUAAGUUUGCAGAAUGAAGAAAUGUAUUACUUCUAAGUAUAGUUAUUAAUAUAAUGUAAAUUCUCAAGCAGUUUACUGCCUGUGAAGCAUAGCUGUCUGGGCUAUUUAAAUUAGGGCAAUUCAAAAAAAUGUCAAGUGUGCUGGACAAAAGAGUGAUACAAAAGAUGAGGAAAAUAAAUGUUACACACUGCUACUAAUAGAUCUCAUUAUAGACAAUGACUGAAAUAUACUGUGUUGUUAUAGAAGACACUUUUUUUGCCUCCUAUCCUUCAUGUUUUUACUUUACAGCAGUAAGCACUUUUCUGGCCUCCUAUCCUCCAUGUUUUUAAUUUAAGUAGGCACUUUUCUGACCUUCUAUCAUCUAUGUUUUUUUACUUUACAAAUGUAUUAGAAUUAUGCUGUGUACAAGAGGCAAAACUUUUGCUGCAAAAUCUGUUCAUUUGUGCUUUCUAAACAUGUAAUGCAAUAUAUCAUGGCCCGUGCCAAAUGAAUCAGCGGGAGAAAAGAGCUGGCCAAAAGCCAA
Messenger RNA from Protopterus annectens (West African lungfish), 5444 nucleotides. It is a transcript of the gene SEPTIN3, whose product is annotated as septin 3. The record is from RefSeq and is a predicted model, not a curated record. NCBI's taxonomy places the organism in Eukaryota, Metazoa, Chordata, Ceratodontiformes, Protopteridae. Gene Ontology annotation, cellular component: septin ring; presynaptic cytoskeleton; septin complex. Gene Ontology annotation, biological process: cytoskeleton-dependent cytokinesis. The coding region runs from base 480 to 2672 and encodes 730 amino acids. The transcript has 12 exons. Gene Ontology annotation, molecular function: GTPase activity; molecular adaptor activity; GTP binding.